Hyphopichia burtonii NRRL Y-1933 is the source of this 1712-nucleotide messenger RNA. RefSeq lists its product as uncharacterized. Lineage: Eukaryota; Fungi; Ascomycota; Pichiomycetes; Serinales; Debaryomycetaceae. The record is from RefSeq and is a predicted model, not a curated record. The transcript has a single exon. Gene Ontology annotation, molecular function: transmembrane transporter activity. Gene Ontology annotation, biological process: transmembrane transport. Gene Ontology annotation, cellular component: membrane. Bases 121 to 1650 code for a protein of 509 amino acids.
UUUUGCGGCCCGAAGAAAAGGCUUGGGUUUGUGCAAUUUUUCAUCUUGUUUAGCAGAUGGGAUUUAAAUACAACUUGAUUCCCUGAACAAGAUGGAAAGAAGGAAAGAGUUGGAAGGUAUAUGAUGGAUGCUCGUCCGGUUCAGUUUCGCUCGUUUUUGCAUGAGACGUUGUUUGUGUUUACUAUAUGCAUGGCCCAAUUCUUAACCCAAGGUAGUAUUGUGAUGUCAUUAUCUACGAUGAAUAUCAUCCUAGAUUCAUUUGCCCAAAAAGGCGACAUCCAGGACGGAGAGAAGGUUUGGUUCAUGGGAUCUUUCGCUUUGACGGUGGGGACGUUCAUAUUAAUCUCUGGUAAAUUGGGGGAUACAUUUGGAUUGAAAAAAAUGUUUAUAAUUGGAUGGGGUUGGUGUUGUAUUUGGUCUCUCAUCACUGGGAUCUCUACUUAUUCGAAUUCGCUAGUCUUUUUCAUUAUAUGCAGAGCAUUCCAAGGCAUUGGUUUUGCAAUCUUGUUACCGUGUGCCAUGGGGAUUGCAGGGAAACUUUAUUCUCCUGGUAAGCGGAAAAAUUUGGUUUUUGGUUGUGUUGGUGCUAGUGGUCCGAGUGGUGCUGCUCUUGUCUGUUUAUUGGCUGCGGUAGUUGGGGAGAAAACUACUUGGUCUUGGGAAUUUUAUUUAUUGAGUAUAAGUCUUGCCAUAUUUGGAAUAUUGGCUUUUAUCGUGGUACCGACCGACGAACCCUUAUCCCAUGGGUCCAUUUGGAAAACUUUUAACAGCAAAUUCGACUCGGCUGGCUCUUGUUUAGGAGUGUGCGGAUUAAUUCUUUUAAAUUUUGUGUGGAAUCAGGGCCCAAUCGUUGGUUUUAGCAAGGUUUAUAUCAUAGUCUUAUUGAUUAUCUCUGUUUUAUUAAUCAUUGCCUUUUUCUAUUAUGAGUUGAAUCUUGCUAAAGAACCCUUAUUACCAAAAUCCAUUUUCCAUCCCAAAAUCGGUUUGGUUUUAGCUUCUCUUUCUUUUGGUUGGGGGUCUUUUGGUAUUUGGCAAUAUUAUUAUUGGAACUCCAUCUUGAACCUCAGAGGUUAUUCUGCUAUUGAAGGCGGUCUUACCUAUAUACCCUUCUUGGUCUUGGGGAUCAUUGCUGCAUUUUCCUGUUCCGUCAUUAUUUCUAAAAUAAAACCCUCUUUUAUCAUGCUAGCUGCUUCAAUUGCCUUCAUGUGCGGAUGUAUUAUGCUAUCAAUCAUGCCCAUUGAUCAAUCCUUUUUCCAAAUUUCUCUUGGUCAAAUGUUUUUGCUAGCUUGGGGCAUGGACCUCAGCUUCCCUGCUGCUUCCUUGAUUUUGUCUGAUUUUUUACCAAGUCACCAACAAGGUAUGGCUGGUAGUUUAGUCUCUACAAUGAUCAAUUAUUCGGUAUCCCUCUUCCUUGGUAUAGGUACCACUGUUGAGACCAAUGUGAAAAGCUCUGGUACUGACGUCCUCACAUCUUAUAGGGCUGCCACCUAUUUUGGCAUUGCAGUAGCUGGCUUAGCCGUAGUCUCUUCUUGCAUUUUCAUUCUUGUCCAGUAUUCUUCGAGCGACUCGGCGGGAACCUUCCACUUAGAAAGCCCGCUGACUUCGGACGUUGAAAAAAUUGAUUCAACCGAAUCCCCUACAUUUUUAUAGACAUGUAUACUAAUAUUUCUUAAAUACUUGCAGCUGUAGCUAUACUACUUUCAUUGGUGUGU